CUAAAAAUUGCGCUAUUACGUGCCGGCAACUGAAACCGACAGCUUACUCGUAGUUUUCUCCGUUCUCCGAAUAAUUAUAUUUUCGAUAUUCGGUUGCCAAUUUAUUCGAAAAUCCUUCAAAAUGUGUGCAGUGAUUGUGUAGUUGGAAUAGCUCUUCAGCUUCUUGUAUCUAAUCUGUGAUCUUUAAUUUAAACUACCGAAAAUAAAAUUUUUAUUUUGUAAUUGCAAUUUUUGUGAAAUGGAAAAUUUUGAAAGCACAAUUUCUCCAGACAUUUUAAAUAUGACAACAGCAUCGACAAGUUGGCUUGCAUCGAAUCUAAGCACAUAUUUGGCCACAAUAUCAUCAACAACUGAACCGUACGAUAAUGAUAAUGGAUGUCCUCAAAUCAAUUGUACGACCGUUGAAUACACAGCUUACAUACUUGGACCACAAUCAUUGCCGCUUCACAAGGCGUUGAUGAUAACCAUGAUUUAUGGAGUCAUUUUUUUUAACUGGUGUAUUGGGAAAUGUGCUGCUCUGUAUGGUGAUAAUUAGACACGAAAUUAUGCACACAGCAACUAACUAUUACCUGUUUAGUCUGGCUGUAUCGGAUCUUAUCUAUCUGCUUCUAGGUUUGCCCACUGAAAUCUUUCUUUACUGGCAUCAAUAUCCAUAUUUAUUUGGUUCACCAUUUUGCAAGUUGCGGGCAUUCAUUUCUGAAGCAUGCUCAUAUGUCUCGGUAUUCACAAUUGUGGCCUUUUCCAUGGAGCGAUUCUUAGCGAUUUGUCAUCCAUUACAUUUGUACACCAUGACAGGCCUUAAACGAGCAGUUAAAAUUAUUACAGCCCUCUGGAUUGUAAGUUUUAUAAUUGCCAUACCAUUUGGAGUCAAGUCUAAAAUUCAAAUGCUGGAGUAUCCAAUUGAUGGAACUCUCAUAGAGGACUCUGCCUUCUGUUCAAUCGAAUUGGGGUUUCCCGAAAAGUUCCCAAUAUUUGAGAUUUCCAUUAGCAUAUUUUUCAUUAUUCCCAUGAUACUCAUAAUAUUGCUAUAUGGUCGCAUGGGUGCUAAGAUUCGAAGCAGAGCCACCAAAGACUUAGGAGUUCAGGAGGGCUCCAGAAAUCGAGAAUCUCGCACUUCACAGAAGAAGAAAAAAGCCGUCAUCCGAAUGUUGGCUGCCGUUGUUGUCACAUUUUUUGUGUGCUGGUUCCCAUUUCAUUUGCAACGAAUGUGGUUCUUAUAUGCCAAAGACAAUCUCCAUUACCAGGAGAUAAAUGAAUGGCUCUUCUCUAUAGCGGGCUUUGCAUAUUAUAUUUCUUGCACCGUUAAUCCGAUUCUAUAUAAUAUUAUGUCUCGCCGAUAUAGAGUUGCCUUUAAGGAGGUGCUUUGUGGGAGAAAGGUUGUUGGCUAUUAUAACAAUGGACUACUGAGGGAACAGUCGAGUUUUAUGAGGAACCAAAGAAGUUUUCGACAUUCCAGCGUAACAACCAGUCUAGGUGCUGAUACUCCAUAUAGUCGAGUGCAUUCUAAAACAAUAAGCGAUUUUCCUGUACUUAAUACAACGAACAUUGUGAUUGUUCUGGGGAAUAAUACGAGUGGCUGUCCAAAUGAGAUAAUUAAAGAAAAGCUAGAAGACUUAAGAGAGGAAAAUUGAAUAUACAUGUAUAUCUAUGAAUGAAUAUAUCCAUAUCUAUCUCUA
Molecule: messenger RNA, 1676 nt
Organism: Drosophila nasuta
Lineage: Eukaryota; Metazoa; Arthropoda; Insecta; Diptera; Drosophilidae
Gene: CapaR
Product: Capability receptor
Exons: 9
Coding region: 474-1631 (385 amino acids)
Biological process (GO): neuropeptide signaling pathway
Cellular component (GO): plasma membrane
Molecular function (GO): neuromedin U receptor activity
Source: RefSeq, a predicted model, not a curated record